AUGCUGCACCGACUGGGAUUUGACUGCAAAAAAAUCCUGCGUACUUUGGGAUAUGAGAAACUGGGCAAACCAAAGCGUCUCUAUCUGGCCUCCCAGGUGGGAGGCCAGAGCCUUGAGGCCUUCCCCGGCUCAUUUGCAAUGGAUAAGGGUGAGAAAAUGGGGUUUGAUUUUCGAACCAUCCAAGAAAUCCAGGGAUGCAGCAGACGUAGCCCAGAUGUUCUCCCCACCAUGAUAUUGCUGGAGAAAUGGAGCUUCCAGAACCACACAGUUGAGGAGCUCUUUGUCCUUUUCUCCAAAAUGCAAAAUUAUGAGGCCAUGAGGAUAAUACAGAGAUUUGUUCCAGAGAGGUAUCAUCCAAUGAUCCACGAAGGAGAGCGGCGUAUUACAAAUAUACUCCACAAGAAGACCCAGGGAGCCAUUGUAGCCAUGGAUCCAUCCCUCCCAUCUUUCUCUACCUUCUCUGCUUCUCCCCCCUCUUGUUCUUUUGCUAGAGGAGCACAGUUAACAUCCCUGAGAGAACCACAGGCAUCAAUAGAUGCAGUCAAUUUCAAUGCUCCUGGGUCCAAGGGUCACCUCCCAAACAAGGAUAUGACCUUCCCCAAUGUUCCCAUCAGCAGAUCCUCCAAUGAGGUUCCAGAUAGAACCAAACCAGAUGCAGCUGACGUAUCCAACCCUUCUGACAGCAAUUCUGGUGGUUCUCACAGCCCAAGCAUUGAAGCUUCACUUCUCCACAUUCCAUAUUCAGAGUUAGUUGUAGCCACAGAUUCCUUUGCCCCAGAGCACAUCUUGGGUCGUGGAGGCUUUGGCAUUGUAUACAAGGGAGUAUGGAAACAUAGCAUCAUAGCCAUCAAAAAGAUUGAUCCUAAAAAUUCCAGUGCAACAUCUACAUCUCAGCCACAUCUGACUCAUUCCCUGGUGGAGCUAAGGUUAUUGAAUCAAUUCAGACAUGACAACAUUCUUCCCCUUUAUGGCUAUAGCAUAGACAGGGAUCCCUGCAUUGUGUACCAAUUCAUGCCCAAUGGAUCCUUGGAAGAUAAGCUCUUAUGCAAGCAUGAGCAGAGCCCACUUGGCUGGCUAUUGAGAGCUGAGAUUGCCUUAGGUGUUGCUCGAGGACUGCAGUUCCUCCAUUCCUUCAAACCCAAGCCUCUAAUUCAUGGGGAUGUGAAAAGUGCAAAUAUCCUGCUUGAUGGAUCAUUCAUUCCCAAACUGGGGGACUUUGGGCUGGCCAAGGAAGGUCCAGAUGGAAACCAGGGGACCCACAUGACAGUAUCUCGAGUCCACGGGACACGGCCCUACCUACCCGAGGAAUACCUCCGCUCCAAACACCUCUCAGAUAAAGUUGAUGUCUAUAGCUAUGGAAUUGUCCUGUUUGAACUUGGAACAGGGCUCAGAGCAUACCAAGAAAUGAGAAAAACUCUAAGAUUCUUGAACGAGCUCGUGGAGGCCUGCGUGGCGGAGGGAGAUGGGAAGUUGGAGGGAAUCCGAGAUGAAAAGGGUGGGGUGGAACGAGGAGACCUCUUCAUGCCUCUCAUGCAAUUGGGACUUAAGUGCACCCUUCGACGCAAGGAUCAGCGACCAGACAUCCUCACCGUCUUCCACCAACUUAACUCCCUUCUCCACCCCCCUCUGCAACAUCAUCCCACCUCACUACGUUCACCGAUCCCUGUUCGCGAUCGGUUGUCACCGUUGAUUCCGUCAGAGGAGAGGAGUUCGGAAGUCCUGAGCAGCACCGACGACGAGAUCACGACGGACUCAUCGAGCAGCAUCGACUCGACGGGGCCUCUGGAACCCCCUGCUGCUGAUCCAGCUUCCAAGCCUACGUGUCCCACGGCGGGAAUCAUGGGGUUGAUUCCCAACAUCACCGAGUUGGGACUGGGCGCGAAUCAACGCGAAUCGAGGAGCGAAGACGAAGAGGAUCUCGUGCAGACCAUCUCCGAACGCUUUUCCAAUGUCCAUUCCGCCUUACCCUGAAACGCGAGGUUCCAGUCUCUCUCUCUCCGCUUCGCCGUCUUCGUUUCAAUAUCUUUCAAUAUUUCUCUAUGACUGAAUCGGUAUAUGUUUUACUCUAU
Darwinula stevensoni is the source of this 2069-nucleotide messenger RNA. The record is from the annotation of a GenBank genome assembly. Lineage: Eukaryota; Metazoa; Arthropoda; Ostracoda; Podocopida; Darwinulidae.